Messenger RNA from Miscanthus lutarioriparius, 903 nucleotides. The record is from the annotation of a GenBank genome assembly. Lineage: Eukaryota; Viridiplantae; Streptophyta; Magnoliopsida; Poales; Poaceae.
AUGGGUCUGGAUUACCAGUUGCUGCUGGCCGAGAUCCGUGCGAUUCGCAAGGAGAUAGAGUCUUCGAUCGAUGAGUCGGCCUCCACCGCCACGUGCUCCUCCAACACCGGCUGCAACUCCGCUUCCACCGCCCCCGACGCGCUGCUCGACGCCGAACAAAAGCUCGUCAUCCCGUUGCCCCGCAGCUCCGAGUCGUCGUGUCUCGGCUCCGUACCUGAGUCCGAUCUCGCCUGCCCGGAGCAGCUCGCCGUCGACGCUGCGGCGACCGAGUACUCGUCCGCGAGUUCGUCACCUGCGUCACGCCCGCCCCCGCAGUCUCCAGUACCAACUUCUCUAGGUGCUCCUCGUGGGCAACCUUCCCUCUUCGGCUUCCCCGACCGUGGCUCGCAAGUUCUGCGCCUCCACCGCCGCAUCCACGACCGCGGCGUGCUCCUCCGCGCCCACUUCGGCUGCGACGACCGCGACGUGCUCAUCCGCGACCACUUCGGCCGCGACGGCCGUGGCGUGCUCCUCCGCACCUACCUCGGCUUUGCCGACCGCAGUGUGCUCCUCCGCGCGCACCUUGGCUUCGCGGACCACGGUGUUUUCCUCCGCGCCCGCCUCAGCUUCGCCGACCGCAGUGUGCCCCUCCUCGUCGGCCUGCCUGAGCCCGCCCGCGCCAUCUCUUGUGGCCAGGACAGGGAGGAAGGCCGUCGUCGCCGCUUGGAGCCGGCUGGCGUUCUACUGCUGCGGGCUCUGAUGUCCUCGAGCAUAGCCGAGCGGAGUUGCUCUGCUCCGUGGAUUCAAUUUCAGACAGAGCGGUCCGACCGGUUCUUGUCCGGCCUUCUUCCUUGCUACUACUGCGCGGAGACGGUGGCAGCGGCGGCGGCUGCUGAUGAUGAUUUUGGUCCAUGUCCUUACUAG